Molecule: messenger RNA, 2356 nt
Organism: Cyprinodon tularosa
Lineage: Eukaryota; Metazoa; Chordata; Actinopteri; Cyprinodontiformes; Cyprinodontidae
Product: phospholipase A and acyltransferase 1-like
Exons: 5
Coding region: 480-1061 (193 amino acids)
Biological process (GO): N-acylphosphatidylethanolamine metabolic process
Cellular component (GO): cytoplasm
Molecular function (GO): A2-type glycerophospholipase activity; glycerophospholipid phospholipase A1 activity
Source: RefSeq, a predicted model, not a curated record
GGACUUUAAUGAAUCUCUAAGUUUUAGUUUCCCUUUGUCAGCAGACACAAUAAUGCCUGAUCUGUAAUAUCACAAAAAAAAUUAAUUAUGUUACGUUUCAUUCUACCUAAACGAAACAAAGAGUGACAGAUACAUGCCAUGUGCUCGCUUUUACUGAAUUUACUCUAAUAAAGCUUAUCUUGCAGGUGACGAAUGCUGGUUGUGAACAGACAGAACAGCUGGUAAGAGAAACUGUACGGAUGAGAGAGUCUGUUCAGAGCUUAGAUAACAAGCAGCAAACAUAAACACUGAUAGGAGAUAUCCUAUUGUGGAUUCGUAACAUACAGAACUGCACACACGGUCACGACUACUCAGAAGAAUUGUUCCAAAUUGUAUAUAAGGAAGUGGUUUCCUUCCAUUCAGUAAACUCCAAGUGUUUCAAAUGAAGAGAUGGCUUUUUGAAAACUUUCAUUUAAAACAAAUUAUUUCACCAGUCUGACAUGUUCACCUCAGACCAUGACUGCUUAAAGCCUAAGGAAGCUACCCUGGUGGAUGUGAUCCUUCUGCUGAUGAUCACAACACUGGAGAUGAGUAGAUUCCAAUUUGGAGACAUAAUUUCUUAUAAAACGAGGUGUAAAGUUGGAAUUCGAUACAAACACUUCGCCGUCUACGUUGGAGAUGUAAAUAUUUGUGGGAAAAACGCCGGGGAGGAAAUCUAUGAACAAGCAAAGAAAUAUCAUGGUAAAUCGUGCAGAUUUUCUAAACUACUUAUGCACGAGGAGCCAGAAGUGAACAAUUACCUGGAUGACUAUACAGACCCCCUAACAGGAGAGACUUACGGUAAAGGAGAUGAUAAGGAAAUAAUUAAACGCAUCAUUGAGACGUAUCAGAACUGCAGGAUUUAUGGCAUCCUUCAUAACAACUGUGAGCACAUUGCCACCUACGUCCGCUAUGGAGUGAGGGUAGCAGUGCAGUUCAACAUGACUGGUGAGGGUCUCAUGUUAGGCAGCGAUAAAUUUGACAAGAAGCAUUUACGGGAGUACCUGAGGAACAAAUCCAAAUGCCCCUCGCAUCACAACUGAGAGGAUUCUUCUGAUUACGCUCCAUUUUUACAGACUUUCAAAGAUGUCGACCCGGACACUUCGCACUGGAAGAAAACUCUUAAAAAGCAACAGCAUUGAAGAAAACCAAGUCUUCAUUUGGUCACAAGUUUCAGACUCAUAAAUGAAAAGGACAGUAAUAGUUAUUACUUUAAUGAUUACCUUCAAGCUUUGGGACAAGUUAUACACCAACAUUUAAAAUAAAACAAUAUUUAAAGUUUUACUUAUUAAGAGAUCCAAGGGGAAAAAAAGGUGUUUCUGUGAUUUUUACAAAAGGAUUGGAGGGAUGGAAAAUGGUUGAAGUUAAAAUAAAGAGCUACAAUAGCACUACUGUCAAUAAAGCAUAAUAGCAGCCAUUCAAAGUUGUUAGCGCUGCGGGCUGUAUAAAAGGACUAAACUAUUCCUAACAAGCCUCAGACCAGUUGUUUUAUUUUAUCAGUACACAACUUUGCAUUAGAAGUAAUAAACAGUCACUAACUGUGUUUAGGCAACAUGACUAUGUUGCUGUUUUAAAGGAAAAACGGUUUCUUGGCCUGUAAAUCGAUUAAGAGCUAAAAGGUAAGAAAGAAGCUAAGAAAUGUGUUGAAAUGAUGUUGAUUUUGAGUAUUUUCCUUCUGAAUAACUGGGAUGGAAUAAGCUACAUAAUGUAACAUGUCUGUUCAGGAGCUCCUUUCAUAGUGCAGGGUUCUUCAUCAUCGCUGUCGUCAUCUGUCCGGCUUUGUUCAGAGCAACUACUCCACCGGUCGGAUUCCUUUGGCCUCCUCCGCCUUCCUCAGGGUCUCAUCCCACUGGGUGAACUGCUUGGACAGCAGGAACAUCUAACAAAGAGAAAUCAAUCUACCUUAACAUGAAUCCAUUUUAAAAAAAGGGAAACAGCUUUUCCAAUCUAGGUUAUUUUUAUAUGAAUUUGCUCUAAUUCUGGCUUUUCCACCCUUCCAAUGGUGCACUAUGAAAUGAAUUUGAAAAAUUUUAUUUUUUUUGUCUUUUUUUUUCUUUUACUGAAAGGUUCGGUACCAUUUUGUUGUAUUCCUCAAAAAGCUUCUUAACUUCCAGCGACUGAGCUUCAGUUUGGUCCUGAAAAGAAAAGAACACAUUUGUUAACUACGCCAAGAACAACGCAGAUAGUACGAUCCAGAGCAGAACCUGCCUGUUGCUUGAUGUGGAUCUGUGAAAGACGCUGCAGCUUUGUCGCAUGUUCAGGUACAUCUGUAGACGCGGGGGGAAAAAAAGACAGCUGACAGAGGCUUUGGAGAGAACAUUAGCACUUCUAAUCAGAA